This is a messenger RNA of Chelonia mydas (Green sea turtle), 5331 nucleotides long. RefSeq names its product lysine demethylase 2A (gene KDM2A). Gene Ontology annotation, molecular function: histone demethylase activity; transcription coregulator activity; zinc ion binding. The transcript has 23 exons. Lineage: Eukaryota; Metazoa; Chordata; Testudines; Cheloniidae. The record is from RefSeq and is a predicted model, not a curated record. Gene Ontology annotation, biological process: protein demethylation; regulation of transcription by RNA polymerase II. Bases 189 to 4013 code for a protein of 1274 amino acids.
CCACAUGGGAAUGCCCGUCGCUCUCUGGGUGGCGGGGGAGGGAGGUCGCUGCGCGUGCGUGGCCAGUGGAGCCUGCUUGGAACGGGAGGGAGGAAGCCGCUUGGGAGGAGGUCGCGGCCGCGCAGGCGCAGUGUGGCGGCCGGGCCGAUCCUGUGUGUGUGUGUAUGUGAGAGUCUGACGGGUUCAAAAUGGCGGCGGCUGCUCCUGUAAAAGGACAAAGGAGAAGAAGAGACCUGGAGGAAGAGGAGGAAGACAGUAGCCCCGGAGUGUCCUUCUCACUCUCUUCAGAAGAGUCAGAGAUGGAGCCUGAGGAAGAGAGGAUCCGUUACAGCCAAAGAUUGCGUGGCACAAUGAGGCGGCGCUAUGAAGAUGAUGGCAUCUCGGAUGAUGAAAUUGAAGGAAAGAGGACAUUUGACCUGGAGGAGAAACUGUCCACAAACAAAUUCAAUGCCAACUUCGUCCUCUUUAUGGAAGGCAAAGACUUCAAUGUUGAGUACAUCCAGCGGGGUGGCCUGAGAGACCCUCUGAUUUUCAAGAACUCCGAUGGGCUUGGAAUAAAGAUGCCAGAUCCUGACUUCAGUGUGAAUGACGUGCGACUGUAUGUAGGGAGCCGGCGGAUGGUGGAUGUCAUGGAUGUGAACACGCAAAGGGACAUUGAGAUGUCCAUGGCACAGUGGGCACGCUACUAUGAGACCCCAGAGGAGGAGCGGGAGAAAUUGUAUAAUGUCAUCAGCUUGGAGUUCAGUCACACAAGGCUGGAGAACCUGGUGCAGAGACCUGCUACGGUGGAUUUGAUCGACUGGGUCGACAACAUGUGGCCAAGACACCUAAAGGAGAGUCAAACAGAGUCUACAAAUGCCAUUCUGGAGAUGCAGUAUCCCAAGGUGCAAAAGUACUGUCUGAUGAGUGUUAAGGGCUGCUACACAGAUUUCCACGUGGACUUUGGCGGCACCUCUGUUUGGUACCACAUCCACCGAGGGGGAAAGAUCUUCUGGCUGAUCCCGCCAACGCCCCAGAACCUGGAGCUCUACGAGAAUUGGCUGCUGUCAGGGAAACAGGGGGACAUCUUUCUUGGUGACAAAGUGUCAGACUGUCAACGAAUUGAGCUCAAGCAGGGCUACACGUUCGUCAUCCCCUCAGGUUGGAUCCAUGCUGUGUAUACUCCCACUGACACUUUGGUUUUCGGGGGCAAUUUCCUGCACAGCUUCAACAUCCCCAUGCAGCUACGGAUCUACAACAUUGAAGACCGCACAAGGGUCCCAAAUAAGUUUCGCUACCCCUUCUACUAUGAGAUGUGUUGGUAUGUGCUGGAACGCUAUGUUUACUGCAUCACCAGUCACUCCCACCUGACCAAGGACUUCCAGAAGGAAUCACUCAGCAUGGAUAUGGAGUUGAGCUGCUUGGAGCCGGGGAACAUGGAUGAAGAGGACGAUGCAGCAGGGAGGGACCCCAGGCGCCCAGUCACCAGACGAUCAAUUCUCACAAGCCCUGUAGCUAACGGUGCCAACCUAGACUAUGAUGAUCUAAGCAGAGGCUGCAGGAGCCUGCCAGGCCUCAAGAGAACUCUGUCUAUGGACUCCUCUGACUCCAGCCGGGGCUCCCACAAUGGUCAGGCCUGGGAUCCCCAUGGCAGCAGUCCUUUCAAGUACAGGAAGGUGCAUCUGACCCAGUUUGAACUGGAAGGUCUACGCUGCCUGGUGGACAAGCUGGAGUCGCUGCCUCUGCACAAGAAAUGUGUCCCCACGGGCAUAGAGGAUGAGGACGCCCUCAUUGCUGACGUUAAGCUGCUGCUGGAAGAGCACGCGAACAGCGACCCAAAACUGGCACUUACAGGAGUCCCUAUCAUCCAGUGGCCCAAGAGAGACAAGCUAAAGCUCCAGGCCCGGCCGAAGGUGCGCCUGCCCACCAUCCCCAUCACCAAGCCUCACACCAUGAAGCCAGCCCCACGCCCGGCACCUGUAAGGCCCACAGUGUCUCCGAUAGUGUCAGGAGCACGACGGAGGCGGGUGCGGUGCCGUAAAUGCAAGGCCUGCAUGCAGGGCGAGUGCGGCAUGUGCCACUACUGCAGGGACAUGAAGAAGUUUGGGGGGCCUGGUCGCAUGAAGCAGUCCUGUGUCCUCCGGCAAUGCCUAGCGCCCAGGCUGCCUCACUCAGUUACGUGCGCGCUUUGCGGGGAGGUGGAUCAGAAUGAGGAUUCGCAGGACUUUGAGAAAAAGCUCAUGGAAUGCUGCAUCUGCAACGAGAUAGUUCACCCUGGCUGCCUGCAGAUGGAUGGGGAAGGGCUGCUGAAUGAUGAAUUGCCCAAUUGCUGGGAGUGUCCAAAGUGCUACCAGGGUGAUGAGUUGGAGAAGGGCCAGAGAGCCUGUCAACAAGCAAACUCCAGCAUCCUGCAGAAGAAACGACUCCUCAAAGGGCACUGGCACCCAGACCCUGCCACCAAGCAGCGAGCAGACUAUGUGCGGCGCCGGCUGGCCAAGUGGAGGCUGGCAGCGCUGCCUAGGCAGCAGAACUACGGUUACCAGCUCAUACGUAGAACUGUGCCUGUUGCCCCAGAGAGCAGUGUCCCAGCAGAGGCAAGCAAGAAGCGGAAGAUAGAGGAGAGCGACGAGGACACAGUGCAGGCCAAAGUCCUGCGACCCCUGCGGAGCUGCGAGGAGCCCCUGACACCCCCACCGCACUCGCCCACCUCCAUGCUGCAGCUGAUCCAUGACCCGGCAUCACCGCGGGGUGUGGUGACGCGCUCAUCCCCGGGGGCUGGCCCCAGUGACCACCACAGCGCGAGCAGGGAUGAGCGCUUCAAGCGGCGGCAGCUGCUGCGGCUCCAGGUCACGGAGCGCACUAUGGUGCGGGAGAAGGAGAACAACCCUAGUGGCAAGAAGGAGCUGUCAGAGGUGGAGAAGGCCAAGCUGCAUGGCUCCUACCUCACGGUCACACUGCAGAGGCCCGCCAAAGACCUGCACGGCACUUCCAUCGUGCCCAAGCUGCAGGCCAUCACCGCCUCCUCCACUAAUCUGCGGCACUCUCCCCGCGUGGUAGUGCGCCACUGCCCGGCCAGGACGCCCCAGCGGGCUGGGGAGGAGGAGGCAGCAGACGAGGAGGAGGCAGCAGACGAGGAGGAGGAAGAGGAAAGCGUGGAGGAGGGCGGGGCGGCCCGGCUGAAUGGCAGAGGCGGCCGAGCGCAGGACGGCGAGGAGAGCUGGAUGCAGCGCGAGGUGUGGAUGUCCGUCUUCCGCUACCUCAGCCGCAGAGAGCUCUGCGAGUGUAUGCGGGUGUGCAAGACUUGGUACAAAUGGUGCUGCGACAAGAGAUUGUGGACGAAGAUUGACUUGAGCAGGUGCAAGUCCAUCACUCCCCAGGCCCUGAGUGGCAUCAUCAAGAGGCAGCCGGUCAGCCUCGACCUUAGCUGGACCAAUAUCUCCAAAAAACAGCUCACCUGGCUUGUCAACAGGCUGCCAGGCCUGAAAGACCUCAUCUUAGCAGGCUGUUCCUGGUCUGCAGUCUGUGCGCUCAGUACCUCCAGCUGCCCCCUUCUCAGGACCCUCGAUCUUCGGUGGGCAGUAGGAAUCAAGGACCCUCAGAUCCGGGACUUGCUCACACCUCCCACAGACAAACCCAGUCAAGACAAUCGCAGCAAACUCCGUAACAUGACAGACUUCCGGCUAGCUGGUCUGGACAUCACCGAUGCCACGCUCCGGCUCAUCAUCCGCCAUAUGCCCCUGCUCUCACGACUCGACCUUAGUCACUGCAGCCACCUUACGGACCAGUCGGCCAACCUCCUAACGGCCGUGGGGUCUUCCACACGCAACUCGCUCACAGAGAUCAACAUGGCAGGUUGCAAUAAGCUGACAGACCAGUCACUGCUGUACCUGCGGCGCAUCUCCAACCUCACCCUGAUCGACCUGCGAGGCUGCAAGCAGAUUACCCGCAAGGCCUGCGAGCAUUUCAUCUCAGACCUGUCCAUCAGCAGCCUCUACUGCCUGUCCGACGAGAAGCUGAUCCAGAAAAUCAGCUAGAGACCAACCCCAGGCAGACUGAGGAGAAGGAAAGAUCCCACCCCAUCCCUCUCGGAGAGGCGCUCCUCCUCCCCAGCCCUGUCCUGCUGUGAGGCCAACAUCAUGCACUCCUCCAUCACCCACCUCCACAGGCAGGGCAGUGGCCAGCCCCACUCCACUGGGUCUCCUCCUCCUCCUCUUCCUGGGACUUCGGCAGGGGAAGGGGGUCCUGCCAGGCUGACCCAUAGCUGAGGAGGAAUGGGCUGUGGCCAGGGGAGCUUGUUCUGGAGCCUGGCUGCUGUUAGUCUGAGGUUGUGCAGAGGUAUCCGCGCAGGGAAACGUGCCCCUCUUUUCUCCCUGCCUUGGCACCCCAAAACAGAUUUCACUUCCUACUCAGCAUGGGCAAGGGGAGUGUCCUCCCCCUGGAAAAGUGAUUGGAGCUGGAUGGUAUGAAACGAGCGUGCCUGGUCUCUCCAGUAGCACCGUCACGUGUGGCUAUUGGACCUGUGGCUUAUCAUACUUGGCACACAUGCCACAGCUCUGCCCCCUGAGCUUUUCCUCCUCUUGGCCUUGCCUCACUAAAGUGACUGGGGUUUGCAUCCUGCAGCUUGUAUGUAGAGGGCAAGAGCCCCAUGGCAAUGGGUUCUCAAGGCUAGGUGUCUCCCAUGGCUAGCCAAGCUUCCACUCCAGAGCAGCGCUAGCCUGCUCAGAGCACCAUCUAUCCACACCCCCAUGAGGAUGAGUGUCUAGCCCUUCUGGAAGGGCUGGGGGUGGGUGUCUGCAGAGGCCAGGUCCAUCAGAGCUCAGGGAGGACUCAAAAGGUUUCCAGAGGGGUUUCUAGAUCCUGCACAGGUGGGCUGCAUGCUCUCCCACCCCCUGGGACAGGCUAGUAUCACUGAGCACUCUGGGAUGCUGCGACCAGAGGAGAGGAUCCUUCUCCAUCUUGUCACCCAGCGUGUAGCUGUCGGCUCUCGACCUGGGAGAUGUGGAGGGGGGGCAUGAAAGUCCCCAUCCCCCUACCCCUUUAGCUGCCACUUUUCCUUUGCAAUGAAUGGUCGGUCCAAAGAACCCUCUCUCUUGGGCAGCAGAGAGCUUUUUGCACUUUAAAAAGAAAGGUUGGAAUCUUAUUUUGGGUCAUUUAUUUCCCCUCCUCCCCAAAAGUGACUGGACGCUCCCCUGACUGACUGAGCUUGUCGAUGUUUAAUGCACAGUUUGCACUCUGCUCUCUUCCUGCCCCCCAAAUCCCCUCCUUCUAAGCAUACUGAUAGCACAAAACCAGCCUGCCACGUGUUCCCCCAGCCCCUCUCCAGCCUUACAGGGGAAAAAGGAACUCUAAGCA